Micromonas commoda is the source of this 1704-nucleotide messenger RNA. RefSeq lists its product with no specific name. The record is from RefSeq and is a predicted model, not a curated record. Bases 1 to 1704 code for a protein of 567 amino acids. Lineage: Eukaryota; Viridiplantae; Chlorophyta; Mamiellophyceae; Mamiellales; Mamiellaceae. The transcript has a single exon.
AUGGGCUGCCUGCAGUCCAAAUCAAAGGCGGAGGGAGGCGCCGAGUCCACGUCGGGGCUGCCGCCCUUGCCGAGUGCGGAUGGAUCGCCAGAGUCGGCCGUCUCGGAGACGGGGACAAUUGCGGAGCGAGCCGAGUCGCUGGCGAAGCGGUGGUGCGCGUGCGAGGCGAUGAUGCUGCAGCCCAGCAUGGAACCCGAGCGCGGGGAGAUGGAGCCCGAGCUCGGGGUCGGGGCGGGUGACAAGCUCGAGAGCCACGCGGGUAUGUUGUCGAUGCCGCGAGGGAAGCACGGCAAGGCCAAGGUGAUCGGGGUCAACAAUCAGCCGCCGACGAAAGAGGCGCUCGACAGGCUCGAGGAUCGCAUCUUCGACCGAGAGGCCCAACGACUCAGGCGUCUGCGAAGCUUCAGGGCGACGUUAAACGCGCUGCAGGUCGACCCCACGGCGAGGACGUCCAAGACCGCCGCGGGCAUCGAGGCCCUCGGCGACGCCAUCGGCAAAUUGGACGCCGCGAUUGAGAGCGCGGAGCCCGUCGUCGCCAGGCGAGACGCGCUCAGGGCAGCCGCGACGACCCUCGCGGACGUCCCGGGCGUCGCCGCCGCGAUCCAGGCUGAGCUCAGGCUGGAUCCCAUCGUCCACAAGCCACGGGUCGCGCAGGAGAUCAAGCGCGCGAGGGCGACGAGGGACGCCUACGACGCCGCCGUCGCCGCGGCUUCGACGACGCGAACGUUUCUCCUCGCGACCGUCGCCGCCGCCGUGCGAGGGAUUCGCGAGGUGCAACACGAGCUCGCGGUGCAGAGGGACGGCGCGCACGAUACCCUGCGUCGCGGCGGUGGCGCGUGCAACGCCGCCAACUUCGGUGGGAGGACCGAGCGACACCUCGCGGCGUUGAACGCCGAGCGAGAUCGCCUCGAGACAGUCGCCGGCGUAGCGAGGGCCAUGUCUGCGAGGGCGACGAGGGAGGCGGAGAUGAACGUCAUGCGGGAGUACGAGCCGGAGCUCAGGACGUUACGGGCGCAGCGCGAUGACGCGUUCAUGCGCGGCGCCAGGUCGGUGGCUUUCGACGACGAGAACUGGCGCGCGGUGCCCUUCGCCAGGGCGCUCAUGGCGAGGUUUCGCGAGACGCUCGCGGUGCGAAACGCGUGGAACGGGAUGAUCGACGAGCUCGCGGCCGAGGUGGUGGAGGAGGCCAUCCCCGCGGCGCAGAGGGAGGCGCGGAAUGAGAUCAAGGAGGUGAUGAACGCGGUGUUCGGGUGGAGCUCAUCGAGCGACGAAUCGUCCAGCGACGGGGACGACGACGAGGUCAUCCCCGGAAGCUUUAAAGCGUUGACGCCCAAGACGGCCAAGAGCAGGUGGCGGAGCAUGACGUGGAGGAAGCCGGCGAACUCCCCGAGGCUCACGUCGCUCGCGUCGCGGGCGUUCGCUCGAAAUCCGACGACGUCGUCGAUGCCCGAAGCGGCGCCCGCCCUGCCUCCGGAGCCGACGGGAAGCGAUGAUGCUGACGCGAUGGAGAGCGACGAGACGGAUGAGUUUCAGUCGGCGGCUUCCUCCACGGACGACGACGUGAGCGACGUGUCGUCGGUGGCGACGGAGGAUCUGCCGGUGACGGACGACGAGGGGGAUGAAGCGGGCGGGGACGGGUCGUUGCCGCCGAUGCCCGCCGAGCCGGUGACCAUCUCGGGCCUCCCGCCCCUGCGCGUCGAGUAG